Aspergillus alliaceus is the source of this 818-nucleotide messenger RNA. It is a transcript of the gene ubc2, whose product is annotated as E2 ubiquitin-conjugating protein RAD6. The transcript is spliced from 4 exons. Gene Ontology annotation, cellular component: HULC complex. The record is from RefSeq and is a predicted model, not a curated record. Gene Ontology annotation, biological process: proteasome-mediated ubiquitin-dependent protein catabolic process; DNA repair; protein polyubiquitination. Bases 90 to 545 code for a protein of 151 amino acids. NCBI's taxonomy places the organism in Eukaryota, Fungi, Ascomycota, Eurotiomycetes, Eurotiales, Aspergillaceae. Gene Ontology annotation, molecular function: ubiquitin conjugating enzyme activity.
GGCUUUUGUCACUCGUGUCACCAUCGAGUUCCGAGUGUUGACCGUCCCUCCCGCUUCCAUUUUAUACCCCGAUCCUCUACCCCGCCGUUAUGUCAACCUCUGCCCGUCGUCGUCUCAUGCGCGACUUCAAGCGUAUGCAAACCGACCCUCCUGCUGGUGUCUCUGCAUCUCCGGUAGCUGACAAUGUGAUGACCUGGAAUGCCGUUAUCAUCGGUCCUGCUGAUACACCCUUUGAGGAUGGCACAUUCCGCCUCGUCAUGCAUUUCGAAGAACAGUAUCCGAACAAGCCCCCUGGCGUGAAGUUCAUCAGCCAGAUGUUUCACCCCAAUGUAUACGGCACCGGUGAACUGUGCCUGGAUAUCUUGCAGAAUCGGUGGAGCCCAACGUAUGACGUGGCGGCAAUUCUCACUAGCAUUCAGAGCCUGCUUAACGACCCAAACACAUCAUCCCCUGCCAAUGUUGAGGCAUCUAAUCUCUACAAAGACAACCGGAAGGAGUACAUCAAGCGCGUACGCGAGACGGUCGAGAAGAGUUGGGAAGACUAGGGGACGCCCCAUGUGAUAUUUGGUUAUUUGUCAAAUUCCUUCUCCUUUUCUCUCGGUAUGGUUUAUCUGUGGCGUUCUAUGACGAAACACUUAUUGUCUGCUCAUAUCAAGCGGCGACAGCACACUUGUCAUGGAUGUUUGACACGCCGAUGGCAUGACUUGGAGAUUUUACAGGCCGUUUGAUGACAUGCACAGCGCGGGGUUUGGGCGCCUGGUACAUAUUAUUUUUUGGUUGUUUUUAUUUUAUUAUAUUUUAUUUUAUUUCUUAUUUUA